Molecule: messenger RNA, 2573 nt
Organism: Chelonoidis abingdonii (Abingdon island giant tortoise)
Lineage: Eukaryota; Metazoa; Chordata; Testudines; Testudinidae
Gene: EEFSEC
Product: eukaryotic elongation factor, selenocysteine-tRNA specific
Biological process (GO): selenocysteine incorporation
Molecular function (GO): GTP binding; GTPase activity; translation elongation factor activity
Source: RefSeq, a predicted model, not a curated record
GGUGUGCGAAGGGAACAGGGCAGCCAUGGCCGGUUUCGCUGCUGUCGCUGCCCCGGGGCCCAGCACCCCCAGGAGGCUGAAUGUGAACGUGGGGGUCCUGGGGCACAUCGACAGCGGCAAGACGGCGCUGGCCCGGGCGCUCAGCACCACCGGUUCCACCGCCGCCUUCGACCGGGCCCCGCAGAGCCGAGCUCGGGGCAUCACCCUGGACCUGGGCUUCUCCUGCCUCCGCAUCCCGCUGCCGCCGCAUCUGGGCCCCGGCCCCGGCGAGCUCCAGCUCACCCUGGUGGACUGUCCGGGACACGCCUCCCUCAUCCGGACCAUCAUUGGCGGUGCCCAGAUUAUUGAUUUGAUGAUGCUCGUCAUAGAUGUGACAAAAGGGAUGCAGACUCAGUCAGCAGAGUGCUUGGUGAUUGGGCAGAUCGCCUGCCAGAAGAUGGUGGUAGUUCUGAACAAAAUAGACCUUCUUCCAGAGGGGAAGAGACAAGCUGCCAUUGAGAAGAUGACGAAGAAAAUGCAGAAGACUCUGGAAAAUACAAAGUUCCAAGGGUGUCCUAUUGCUGCUGUUGCAGCUAAGCCAGGUGGACCAGAAGCCCCAGAGACUGUGAAUCCACUAGGUGUUUCUGAACUAAUUGAGGUCCUGAAGUCUCAGGCUUACCUGCCAACAAGAGAUCCCAUGGGACCCUUCCUUAUGGCCAUUGACCACUGUUUCUCCAUCAAGGGUCAAGGCACAGUGAUGACAGGGACUGUUCUUUCUGGCUCCGUUAGCCUAGGUGAUAAUGUGGAGAUUCCUGCCCUGAAGGUGACAAAGAAAGUCAAAUCUAUGCAGAUGUUCCAUACUCCUGUAACUUAUGCCAUGCAGGGUGACAGAGUAGGCAUCUGUGUGACCCAGUUUGAUCCCAAGCUGCUAGAACGAGGUCUGAUCUGUACUCCAGAAUCUCUCCAGACCAUACAUGCUGCUGUCAUCUCCUUGAAGAAAAUCCAGUAUUUCCGUGGUGCUCUUCAGACCAAAGCUAAGUUUCACAUCACAGUUGGUCAUGAAACAGUCAUGGGAAAAGUGAUGUUUUUCAGCCCAGCCCCUGCUGACUUCAGCAAAGAACCCCUGGAGAAUGCUUUUGAUUUUGAAAAGGAAUAUCUUUAUCAAGAGGAAUACUUAUCCAAGGGCUCAAAAUCUUCGGAGGAAAACAAGGAAAAUGACCAAACAGGAGAAGGGCAGCUUCCGAGGCAACAAUGGGCUUUACUGGAGUUUGAAAAGCCUGUCACUUGUCCUAAAUUUUGCCUUGUGAUUGGCUCCAAGCUGGAUACUGAUAUUCAUGGAAACACCUGCAGGUUGGCGUUCCAUGGGAUAUUGCUUCAAGGGGUGGAAGACAAGAACUACGUUGAGACUUUUCUUCCAAAGCUGAAAGUGUACAAAUUGAAGCAUAAGGAAGGACAAGUGGAAAGGGUGCUGGAUGAUUAUAGUGUGAUUGGUCGUUCAUUGUUUAAGAAGGAGACUAACAUCCAGAUUUUUAUGGGGCUAAAAGUCAAACUAUCUACAGGAGAGGAUGGAGUAAUAGAGGGCGGCUUUGGGCAGAGUGGCAAAUUUAAAAUCCAAAUUCCAAAUGGACUCAAGCCAGAUACAAAGGUGUUUCUCACUGUCCCCUCCAAGAAGAAAUCCAAGGCAGGGAAGGGAGAUACAGCCAAAGAGGAUGAAAGCAGCAAGGUUGACUCAGCCCAGCCUGUUACUGUCAGCCUUCUCUUUAAAAGAUACGUCUUUGACACACAGAAGAAAAUGAUUCAGUCUUGAGAAGGCAGAAGAGGCCUUCUAGCUGAGGUCUGAAGCGUCUUUAAAAGGCUUACACACCAAAAUGAAUUCAGGUGGAACUUAUUUCUUAUCUGAAAACCUUGGACUUUGAAAGGCUUUUUAUCUCAGUAACAUCCUAUAAGGGCGCCUUCUACCUGGACUGAAGCUGGAAAGUUCUCCUAUCCUCAUGACUACGCUUGGCCUCCAGAAUCUGUUUGUUCUGAGUUUUCUGUUUGAAUCUCCCUGCUGUCCCUCUUGGCAAGUGUCACCUGCCAAUUUGUACAGUUUUACAGUUGAUAGAAAUGUUUUCGUGAAAUAUUUUAAGUUUCUUUUAAUUUAAGCAUUCUGCAGCAAGGUGGGAAAUACAAACCCAGUAGCAUUUGGGAAAUUUUACCAGUAAAUGAAACUAAGCAGUCUAUUUCAUGCCCCAAACUGAGUGAGGGGCAAAAUAUACCCAAUGUAAAUGGUGAAAAUUAAAAUAGAUGUUUUGGAUUCUUUCAGAUCUAAUAAUGUGAGUUGCUGUCUGAGAGACAGGUAUGAAAGUUUGUAUAAGUGAUCUAUAUCUUGACAGUCUGCAUGCAGUGUUAGAACAUCAUCAUAAGCAGAUCAUUUCAGGGUCUGUAUUGUUAUGUUUCCUAGUCUGGCAGUUCGGAACUGCUUUUCUACAAUAUUUCACACAGCUUUUGUGAGUCUUCUGGCUAUUUAUUUGAUUCUUUAGGAAAUUGGGAGGCUAAGCUAUUCUGAAUCAUUGCUAAGAGAAUAUGUGCUGGAACUGCUUUAAUUUUUGUAA